Pecten maximus is the source of this 7017-nucleotide messenger RNA. RefSeq names its product ras-related protein Rab-43-like. Lineage: Eukaryota; Metazoa; Mollusca; Bivalvia; Pectinida; Pectinidae. The record is from RefSeq and is a predicted model, not a curated record. Gene Ontology annotation, cellular component: trans-Golgi network. The transcript has 4 exons. Gene Ontology annotation, molecular function: GTP binding; GTPase activity. The coding region runs from base 95 to 736 and encodes 213 amino acids.
UUCAACUUCCGGUAUAAUUGAACUGAAUUUCGAAUGACGCAUCAUCAGUAUGCUGUAAUAUGCGACAGAAUUUUCGAAAGUAAAUGAACUUUCAAUGGCUUCUUUCAAUACAACAGAUUCAGACGACGCAUUUGACUACCUGUUCAAGAUUGUGUUGAUAGGAGAUGCUGGUGUUGGUAAAACCUGUGUAGUGCAGAGGUUCAAGUCAGGCACGUAUGUCGAGAAACAUGGAAGCACAAUCGGGGUUGAUUUCACGAUGAAAACAAUGCAGAUAGAUGGUAAACUAAUAAAGUUACAAAUCUGGGAUACUGCUGGCCAAGAAAGAUUCCGUACUAUAACACAGAGCUACUACAGGAGUGCUAAUGGUGUAAUUUUAGCAUAUGACAUUACUAAAAAGACCUCAUUUGAAAACGUAUCACGCUGGAUUGAAGAUGUUAAAAGAUAUGCUGGUACAAAUAUAGUGCAAUGUCUAAUAGGGACCAAAAGUGACCUGGAACACCUGAGAGAGGUCAAGACCGGAGAAUCCAGGGCAUAUGCAGAUCAUCACAACAUGGUAGAUGUCAUAGAGACAAGUGCUAAAGAAAAUACAAAUGUUGAAGAAGUAUUUAUGAGGAUGGCAAAGGAAUUAAAGAAAAGAUAUGGAGGUGAUCAAGCAUUUGACUCUAAUGAUGAUUCAGGCAGAGUAAAUUUAAAUACACGGACAAUUGGCACAAACUGGUCAUGUUGUGGCAGCUAGAUAACCCUAGUUACAAGGAAACAAUAUGGUGCCAAAACAGUAAUACGUUACAUAUGUAAUGGAAAAGAUUUCAAGAAAUACAAGGUGGCAACAUUUAUUUUUUAAUCAGAUUGAAUAUUUUAUGAGGUUUGAUCAUCUCAAUACAAAAUUGUUCAUGUAUUAUGUUAAAUAUGAGGUUAGAAUAUUAUUGAUUUUUUUUGUUAGGAUAGCAACACAGGUGAAUGGAUCGUAUUUAAUUUUAUAUCUUUGGUGUAGUAAAUAUGUUUGUUGACUUCAUUUCUUCAUGAUCAUGAUAUCAACAUCUCGGUUUAUUCAUACCUUGAUUGUUAGAACACCUAUCCUUAACUUGUCUGUUGUUUGUAUGUAGACCAGCCAUUUAGUGUGUACUUUUUCAUAAACAUGUUAUCUACAUAGCUAAUUGUUCAUUUUAUUACAGAGAAUGAGUAAUGUUUUCAAAACUUGCUGAAGAAAUGAGUAAUUUUAAUCCACUGACCCUCGGGGGAAAUGAAACUUUCUGAUUUUAAUUGAACCAACUUCCUGAGGAAAUGAAGAAUUUUCUUCUAAAAACCACGCAUGAGAAUGAUAAUUUUUUUUCUUUUUCUUUACAAUUUUGAAUUGUAAAAAAAACUGAGAUGUUAAAUGUUAUUGGGUUAAGGAUCUUGUUUCCAGCUGUAUAUCUUACACGGUAUAUACUACUUGUUGAUGGGUUCAUCAAAUUGAGGUAGUGCUCAUGUACCAAAAGUAGGUUAUUCAGACUUAUAUUUUGACGUUUAACCUACAUCAAAGAAAACAUUCAGCUGUAUAAGACUCCUUCACUACUUGUCACUGGAAUUUUUAACUUUGGGCAUGCAGGUCUCACUUGUGUUGAAUCUGAUAUUUCUGAUAUUGCCUAGCUACUAAAAUGAAUUAUAUGCCUGAAUUCAUUCACAUCAAUACUGCAAAAUGCAAUUUUUGAACAUUAGUUACUGCAUGAAUUCAGCAUCUGUGCAUUCUUGGCAUCAAACUGUCUUGUUUGAUAGUGGUAUAUGUAUUAUAUGAUUAUUUGCACACUAAAUGUGUUAUACACCUUCUAAAUCAAUAAAAAACAUUCUGUGUUCAUGUCAGCACACCAUAGAUGAUUAAAACCAAUUUGGGAUGUUAUCUGUAUAGUUUUAGAUUUCCCGGAAAAGAGGACUUUUUUUCCAGAAAUCCUAAUUAAUACAGUACUACUAGUAUUAUUUGUAAGGUGAUUGACGUGUAUGUAGCUUUAAUGUUAUGAAAUUGAUAAACUUCAGUUUACAGUGUCCCGACACUUUAACACUAGCCCUCCACCUCUGGGUUGCGAGUUCGAAAGCUACGUGGGGCAGUUGUCAGGUACUGACCGUAGGUUGGUGGUUUUUCUCUAGGUACUCUGGCUUUCCUCCACCUCCAAACCUGGCGCGUCCUUAAAUGACCCUGGCUGUUAAUAGGACAUUGAACAAAAUAAAACAAUAAAACAAAUCACAAAACUGAACAUACAAUUAUAUAGUAAGUACUUUCUUUGUAGAUGAAGUUUGUAUGCACAGUUUUGUUGUACAUUAUAAUACACAUUAUUACAUUACAUGUAUAGUGUUCUAAGACCUUGACAUUCCAAAGUUAAUGCUCAGAACUGAACUAUAUAAUAUAUGUUAUAUUUAUUUACACAAAAAGAAAAAAAUGUAUCAUUACUUUAGAUAUAUAUAUUAAAGAUAUGCUCAAAAAUGUAUUAUAAAGGUAUUGUCUUUUGAAAUGAUUUGGGGUAGAUAUCAAUGUAACAGAUAGUUGAUUCACAGUAGAUUUCUUAAUAUGUAAACAUAUCAGAUAUCACUGCUUACAUGAUUGUGAAAGGAAGGACACUGCAUGUUCAUACAGAGUUUAUCUUUUAGAAGUGUUACAUUGACCAGUAAAGUAUGGGCUUCGCAUGUAUUGGUUUUCAGGAAACGAUACAACAUUGUAUACACUUGUGUCAUGACUAUUUGCCCAUGAAAUGUGUCAUAUAGCCAGUGUGGUGGAAUACAAGUGGUAUGUUCACCAGAAUGUUUAAAUCUAAGAUGAAAUUUAAAUUAUAUAACACAUACUGUGUUUACAGGAACACAUUGAUAGUUAGAAGGAAAAUAAGAUAUGUCAGGCAAUGGGAACAGUUUUCAUGGAGGUAUAUUAAGAUUAAUUUGGUCAUGUUUAUGAGAGUAUUUUAAGGAUGUAUAUACAUUACCCUGGGUACAUAUAAUUAAGACUAUAAAAGAACUUGUUACAGAAAUAGAAAACAAAUGUACAUUUAAUCUUAGCACUGUUGAUUAAAAUAACAUCAAAUAAGUAUAAUGUGUUGUAUUUAAUGAUUUAGAGAGUUUUAUUGUGUUAGGAGACUCGGAGGUUAUUGAUAAACUGUCUUGAUCUAUUUUUAUGUUCAUACCUAGAAUUAUGAAGCUGUGUUAAUAACACCAAUUAUAAUAGGUCAGGUUUUAGGUGAGAUUUCAUUGCUAACCUUUAUGUUGAUAUUGCCAUGACAUCAUAUCUGUUUUUAUAUAGACACGCUGUCAUGGCGAUAUACCAUGUUGUUCAUAGCACAAAUGUCUGGUGUUUACAAUGACUUAUGUCAUACGUUACCAUGACAUUAUAUUCAGGAAUAUUGGGCUGGGUUUGCCAUGUACAUGUAGUUCAGUCACUUAUAGCUGUAACUGUACAAAUUUGCCAAAAUGUUACAACAGAGGUAUUCUAUUGAAAAAAAUAUUGAACUAUCAAAAUGACUUAAAAGCUUUUUGAACUUGACUAUACCAGCUUUUAUUUAUUUCUAAAUAAAGAAAAUACUGUUCAGUUACUUCAAGAAUUUGUGAUGCUAAUUUAAUUUUCUUGCAUGGUGUUUUUUCAUUCAUUUGGUAAAAUUGAUUUUGUCAAGUGAUAGACCGAAUAAUGAAGUGCAAACUAUAUUUUGAUGAAGUUAUACACUUGCAAAAAUACAUUGAUUUUGAUAAUUUUUACUCAAUUGUCUGAUACUGUCUGGCAUAGGUAUUGCCCGACAUUAAGAUAUGCCACUUUCUAUUGAAUCAUUGGAAUUGAACUGACAAUGAGCUUCUUUCUGACAAAUGGCAUUAGGGAAAUCUUUGUGUCAUUCAAGAAAUAUCUAGCUGUUGUAAAUUACACAUAUUGUUAGGUUUGCGGGCUAUUUAUGGAUAGUCUCGUUUGUUAUCUUGUUCAAUGCUUAAAUAUUUAGCUUCUUAAAAUAUGACACUUUUUUCUUAUAUCAAUACAUGUACCUGAAAAAAUGAAACAUCCCUUACAAAAAAAAAUAUUUACCAUUUAUUGGACUAAUUAGCUGAGAUUUGAUGUUAUUUCAUGUCUAAACUGAAUAAUAGUCCUAGUUUUGUAAUAUGAACAUUGAAUUGGGUAAUUUGAAAAAAAAAAGGCAACCAUAAUGCUUACAUGCAUUUGAUCUGUAAUUUUAGAUGUGCCAACUUAUUCAAAGUACACAUUUUGGUAAGAUGAGUUUACAAAUAUGCUCAAGCUCUGAUGGUGAAAACUUAACCUUAUGCAAUUUUGCCUCAACACUGAAACAAUUAUCUAUAAACAAGGCAAGUCUUUUUUUUUCUUUUUUUCUUUUUUUCUUUUUUUUUACACAGAUCGUGUCCGAUUUGCAGAUGAUUUUUCCAGUAAAGCUAUCAUAAAAUGGAUGUUUUCAGAAAUAAAUUUGAAUUGAAGAUAUACAAAUCUACCUACAUACCAUUUCAUCACAUAUCCUCCGUAUUUAACUAUUGCAUGAAUGAAAAAUUGGAGUUUCAGUUUCAUUGCACAUUUGAUGCAGCAUAAAUGACCUAGCCAAAACAUUUUAGCUUACCAUUUCCACUUGUUUUGAACUAUAAGCAAGCAUGUUGAUAUGUCUUCUGUAACUGUAUGAUAUUGUUGGACUACGUCAAUACUCCAGGUUUUUCGUAUAUUUUGAAGUUAAAUUUCUCCUGUAUGAAACUAAAACACAGGAAUCAACUUGAUGAAACCAAACAAAACAGACAAAUCAUAUUGCAAUGUAUUUCUACAAAGUCAGUUUGAUAUUGAUGUUGAUUAAUUCAAUAUUUUGACUUACAAAUGCAAAAACAGCCAAAAUGUUCAACAUUUUAAUGCUUAUUAGCAGGAUUCAUGGCAUAUUACUUUUUCAGUGAGAUGGUUCCUAUUGAUUUUUUUGCUUUUUGUGAAGUACACUGAUUGGUCUUGCAAUACAGUUAAUUUCUCUUAUUGUUCUAUUACACAAGAGGUUCAUAUUACACUUCAAAGUUGGUCCAUUAUGCAAAUAUUCUUAAUUUCUUGAUCCUGUUUCUAGAGAAAAACCAUCAUAAAAUGAUUGAACUAAUGGGACUAUAUUCAGGUGUUUAUUGGCUAUUGGAUAUUAUCAGUGUUUUGCCAUUUCCACAUAAUGUUACACAUACUAUCUUAAAUAGUACAUGUUUAAUAUGGCAUUGCCAUGUCAACACAAUUUUAUCUAGUUGUCUUACAUUGUAUCAUAAUGUCAUGUCAGCAUUAUGCUAUCUUGAGGUGUAGCAUUGGACUUAUGUUGGAAUGAUGAUUAACACAAAAUCAUUCAGGUAUUUUAAGAGGAUGUUAGUUGUCAAGACAUCAUAACGCUAUCUGGGCAUUUGAUGUGUCGUCAUGACAACACAGCAUUAUCUGUUAUUUUUUAUGUGGAAUGAUGUUGCUAUAACAACAUUAUCUGGGUUUUUUAUAUGGACCUAUGUUGCCAUGACAACACAGCAUUAUCUAGAUGUUUUUUAUUUAGACUUUAUUUGAAUGAGUAGAUGGCAGUAAGAUUUAAGGGGUUAUUUCUCCAUGAUUAAGACAUUAUUUGUUAGAACAUGUCUACACAUAUUUCCUAGUCUUUCAUUUUAUUUCAUUAUCUUUCAUGAUCACAUUACCUUUGCAUAUAUUUAACAGAAAAUUUGCAUAAGUCAUUUUUAUAACUUGUCAGUUAAUCUAGAAAAAAAGGUAAAUCAUUAUUUUUUGCUCACCCGAAAUUUAAAGUCUGAAAUAGUUUUGCAGCUUUAAAGUAAUAAUACUUGUUUAUAUUUCUUAAUGAAUUCUAGACUUUUAUUAUACAGCUUGCCAACACCAGUGUUUAUAUCAAAUGUGUUAUUUUCCAAACUGUGAAGAACAAAAUCUUCCAAUAUAAAUUGAUGUUUUGUUUCUUGUACUACCCAUAUUCCUGUUUUGAUAACGUGGUUAGCUUUAAUUUGACUCUUACAUGGCGAAUGCUGAUGCUUCCAGAACACGCAAUCUUAUCCGUGUUAAAAAGAUGUUUUAAUUGAUUUUGAGUUUUCGGUACUCUAUUGUUAUAGUUGAUUAUUUAAGAUACUUAUUACAUUACACACGGUGAUUUCCUCCUCCCUUUUGUUGUGUUAGAUAAUGUUUUUAUGUUUGGAGUUUGCCCUAGUUAUUGUCUGCACAGCAAACUACAAAGAAACAGGGACGUAUACGUUCUUGAACGGAGCACGCCUGGCACCCUUAUACUCAUACAUGUGCGUAAUUAUGAGAAAACCUGUAAGAAAAAGUUAAUUUUACCCACGUGUUACGUUGUUCUAUUGAGACUAUAGAGAACAUUCAAAUUGUCAAGUUUUCAAUAUUAUAUAGAAUGUAUAGUAGAUAGACACGUAUUAUGUUGUAUCAUUUCUGUGAGUUAGUGAGAGACGCCUAAUACUGCCAGAGCUAGCCUGUUCCUUAAAUGUGCUAAUUAGCAACAUUUACUUUUAAUAUUCACAGCUUAGGUGUCGUGCGAAUUCUUAGGCAGAUCGUGUGAGCAAUACUGGAACACGUUUUUGGAAUUGAUAUGUCAUCAAAAGGUCAUGCGGUUGUUUGUUAACCAUAUGUAAUUUUAAUAUUGGGUUUAGGUAAACAUAUAUAGAAUAUUUGAUUAACAAUUACUUGCUCAUAAAACUAUAUUGAGGGAAAAUGUGAAUAUACUUGGUACGCAUAUUAUAUUAUAUCGCGGACUAAAUACAAGUCUGUGGUUGUAUGAUUGAGCUGGUCUCCAUUACAAUGACUUGUAAUAUAGCUGGUGUACAUUAAAUCAUGCAAAGGAAUGGUCUAUGUAUUGUGGUUUUUAGCAUACGUCACCCCUGGUGGGCGUAAUAGAUUGCCUGUCAUCCAUAUUCCGUCAUUUGAUAAUGAUUGUUUUUGAUACAGAUGCGUACAUUGUAUGUCAGAUUAAUAUAUGGAAAUGUAGGUCUAGGUCCUCCUUAUUCUAGCUGUUGCCGUUUAUGUUCAAUUUCUUGGCCUAGUAAUUAAUUAAAAUGAUCAGAUUACGAUAA